GCUUACCGUGUGUGUGCGUGUGCGUUUGCGCAGCCGCCUUCAGCGUGUGGUUUAUAAAGUGCAGGAUGAAUGUAGAGGAAAAGAGCACGUGCGCUAUAAGUAACAGCCCUGACAGCUCAGGAGGCCCUGAGACCAUGAAGAGACAGAACUACCUGGAGUGGUCUGAGUAUUUCAUGGCUGUCGCAUUUCUGUCUGCUCAGAGGAGCAAAGAUCCCAGCUCACAGGUGGGAGCGUGUAUUGUAAGUCAGGAGAAUAAGAUUGUGGGCAUCGGCUAUAAUGGGAUGCCUAAUGGCUGUGAUGACGACCUCUUGCCCUGGGCUCGCUCUGCUGAUGACAGACUGGACACUAAAUAUCCCUAUGUGUGCCAUGCUGAAAUGAAUGCCAUCAUGAAUAAAAACUCUGCAGAUGUAAAAGGCUGCACCAUUUACGUUGCUCUGUUUCCUUGUAAUGAGUGUGCUAAACUCAUCAUACAAUCAGGUAUAAAAGAUGUGGUUUAUUUGUCAGAUAAAUACCACUGCACCCCAGAGAUGGAAGCUUCCAGAAGGCUGCUGGAUUUGGCGCGUAUCCCAUACAGGCAGUUUCAUCCGAAGCGGAAGAUGAUCGUUAUUGACUUUGACUCCAUCGGUCCCUCUGUAGAGCGUGAGUGUAACGGAGGCUGCACCCCGGCUCUAAACGACAAGCACUGAAACACCUAACAACAGAUACUGAAACACGGGUCUUCUAUAAGAUUACACAUUUUAGAGACUUUAAAUUGUUCAAAUACUGAAAAUCACUGAUGUGUAAGUUACUGAGAUGUUCUGACAGGUGAGUACUGAAAUGCUAAUAUUCGGUGUUUCAGCGGACGUCACACAAAACCUCCAUACACGACUUUAUUAGUAUCAUUAUUUUAUUAAUAAACCAAAAAUGUAAAUAAAUGUGAAAUACUGAAAAACUACAAUGUCACUGGACUAAUAAAGAAAACACACCUGAAUAAUCAAGUGUAAGUGUAAUAAUGAAUGUUCCUCAGGUGCUGAGGUACAAAAAGAGACUUAAAUCAAGUGGCACUGAAAUAGAAGUUACUGAAACAUUGUUAUUAAAGUGCUGUUGUAUUUCAGUAGGUCUGAAUACUGAGCUGCUGAAGGUCAGAUCAAACCUCAACACACUGAUACUUUAUACAGUUUCAUAACGUUUUGGUACAGGAAGUGUUUCAGUUUGAAUCACUUCCUGUAUUUAUAAUUUAUAAUUGUUCUUUUUAAUUCGACUGCAUAUUAAAUAUAUUAUGAGGUGUGUUGGGUUUAGAGAUGUGAAGCUGUAAAGCAACACGAUGCUGUAGCUAAACUCUGAUUUGUUCUGGAUUAAAUAUAUUAAGAGAACUGUGUUGUAUCUUUUUUUUAAAGAUUGUACCCGUGACCCCGAGUUAAAUAAACUUUGUUCAUGCGUUA
This is a messenger RNA of Tachysurus vachellii, 1421 nucleotides long. RefSeq names its product dCMP deaminase (gene dctd). The coding region runs from base 66 to 686 and encodes 206 amino acids. The transcript is spliced from 6 exons. Gene Ontology annotation, biological process: dUMP biosynthetic process; dTMP biosynthetic process. Lineage: Eukaryota; Metazoa; Chordata; Actinopteri; Siluriformes; Bagridae. The record is from RefSeq and is a predicted model, not a curated record. Gene Ontology annotation, molecular function: zinc ion binding; dCMP deaminase activity. Gene Ontology annotation, cellular component: cytoplasm.